AUGCAAGAGAUAGUGAACCUCGCUGCCUCCCAUAGGGCAUGCCAUAUCAUUACACAGUUCUAUAAUGGCCAAGAACGACUCCUGAAUGAUAGGAGAAGACCCGAGGCAACUUUUCUUUACUCAUCGGUAGAUCGUAUUGCACACACAGUUUCAUAUGAGCCUCGUGCACUCCUAUUUGAUGCCAAGAACGGCAGCGGCGCUCUUGGUAGAUAUCAAUAUACUUCAAGCGCUGACUAUGUGGGCGAUGGUGGCGUAACUACGGAAUCGGUUAAUACAGACCCUGCCGAGCAUGUGACUGUUAUUAGGACAGGGCCUGCUAUUCGGCGUUCAGAUUAUCAGCGGGCCCUAGACAGCGGAGCGGAACUGCCGCGGCUGGAUGCUAGUAACACCGAAUAUUGGUCAGAUUAUGCAAGAAUGAUAUAUACACCUGGGAAUGUCCAAGAGCUUGAUAACUGGUGUCAUGAUGUUGAGAGGCCAUGUCUGCCAGACUUCAAGGGAUUAAGGGAGCGUCGCUUUGAUUUGUACGAGGCUGGCAUAGAGGUAUGUGCUGAGAAAUGCAAUAUUGACUUUAUAGACGGGCCCCUUCAUACGGAGCUAGAGAAAUGUGAUAUGCUACAAGGGUUUAACGUUGUCACUGAUGUUGACAGUGCUUGGGGCGGCUUCGGGACACAACUUGUUGAAAUACUUCGCGAUGAGAUGCCCAAGUCUGUUAUUUUCUCCUGGGGUGUUGGGGAGUUCCGUCCCGUAUUACGCAAUCGGAUCCGUACGACAUUAUCUCUUACUGAAGAAAGUCAUGUCUACUUCCCAUUAGGAGGUGAAUCGUUACAUAAUCUGUCAUUAUGGGAACAAGGGGCAAAAUUGUGCCAAGUAUUUGAUACUGUUGCUGCGCUUACACAAAAGCACUCCAUGGCGGAAGUCGCAGAUCAACUUACCGGAGCUGUUUGGCAGCGAAAUUUGAUAUCACGUGCCAGAUCUUCUAAGUCCAGCUACACCUACUUCAGUGAUGGUAUCCGUGCUAGGCGGGCGGAGCGUGCAUUUAACGAGCUACAUGUUGGUCGCGGCGAGAGUGUUCCUUUAUGGGAACCAUGGGAUACUCUUCCAGAUGCGUAUAAGAACCUUGACUACGUAGAUUUUGCAGUCACCUCAGCAGUAAGAGAAACAUUCCAGAGUUGGCGAAGGGACUACCUCCCCCGGGUCCUACGCCAUGACGACGACCGGGAUGAUGUUGCUGACCGCCUUGAUACCGUCGCCGCCGAGUACCACGAUGGCCUCGUCGAUGAUGAUGAUAGCGAUGAUUAA
This is a messenger RNA of Eremothecium sinecaudum, 1299 nucleotides long. It is a transcript of the gene DML1, whose product is annotated as Dml1p. The record is from RefSeq and is a predicted model, not a curated record. The transcript has a single exon. Bases 1 to 1299 code for a protein of 432 amino acids. Gene Ontology annotation, cellular component: cytoplasm. NCBI's taxonomy places the organism in Eukaryota, Fungi, Ascomycota, Saccharomycetes, Saccharomycetales, Saccharomycetaceae. Gene Ontology annotation, biological process: mitochondrion distribution.